This is a messenger RNA of Salvia miltiorrhiza (redroot sage), 432 nucleotides long. RefSeq lists its product as uncharacterized. The coding region runs from base 1 to 432 and encodes 143 amino acids. The record is from RefSeq and is a predicted model, not a curated record. The transcript has a single exon. Lineage: Eukaryota; Viridiplantae; Streptophyta; Magnoliopsida; Lamiales; Lamiaceae.
AUGGGGGUGCCGAUCACAUAUCAAGUCAACAACUCCUACUACAGAAGUGGGUACUACUUGACUGACGGCAUCUACCCCAAUUGGCCUAUUAUCGUGAAGAGUCCUACACAUCCAACGGACGCGAAGGGGAAGAGGUUCAAAGUGAUGCAGGAAGCAGCUCGCAAGGAUAUCGAACGAGCUUUCGGCGUGCUUCAAACUCGUUGGGCAAUUGCCAAAGAACCAUCACGUUUUUGGAGCAAGGAGAAGAUGAGCGACAUCAUGUUCACGUGCAUCAUUUUGCACAACAUGAUCAUCGAAGAUGAAGGCGAGCACACAACGCAAUGGGAAGAAGAGGUCGCCGACGAAGCUUCGAGUAGCACCGCCACAUCUUGUCCUCGUGCCGGUGUUCCGCUGAAUUUUCGUGCAUUUGUGGCACGACAAACAUCCAUGUGA